This is a messenger RNA of Dentiscutata heterogama, 475 nucleotides long. The record is from the annotation of a GenBank genome assembly. NCBI's taxonomy places the organism in Eukaryota, Fungi, Glomeromycota, Glomeromycetes, Diversisporales, Gigasporaceae.
AUGCUUUGUCUUCAAAAUGCUCUAGUUUCUACCUAUAACAAUGAUAAAGCUACUUGCUCAGAAAUAGAAAACACUGCAUUUGAUUCUCAUGCAAGAUGUUAUGUUGAUUCUGGUAUAUGUAAUAUCCCAUUAGAUUGGAAAACUAUAUUUCAAGUUGUUGGUAUACAGGAUCUUGGAGGCAUGAAGAUAGUGCAAGGCAUUCAGCAAAUAAUACAAACAGUAGCUGGUUGUGCUAGCUUUACUAAAUGGUUUUCAUCAUGUGUCGGUUGUUUGGGAAACUGCUGGACCACCUAUCAAACAUGUUGGAAUAAUUGUAAUGGAAAUGCUCAAGCAUAUUGUGAAUAUUUAGAGGCUCGAAAGCUAUUUAAAGCAAAAGCUAAAUAUUUGCUUGUUCUAUUUGAACUAUUGCAAUUUGUUUCUGAAGAAUCAGAUUAUAAAAAUGCUUUUGUAACAUAUGAUAAAAUUAAAGAUGAAG